AUGGCUUCCAUGGCUGCCGGCAGCUGCAUGUCUUCCUUUAACUUCAAAUCCAUCCACCCUCCAAAACGCACCGUUUUCAACUUCACCAUUAGAAGUAUAGCCACCCCGAUCCGUCCUCCAUCUGUCGGUGUUCCAUUGCCCGAGAUCGACACUCCUGCCCACCCGAGUCAUGUUGCGUGGACUAGCGUGCAACAAGAACGAUGGGAAGGAGAACUCUCCGUUCAAGGCGAAUUGCCUCGCUGGCUGGUUCGUUUUAAUGGGACGUACCUGAGAAAUGGACCUGGAAUAUGGCAUAUUGGCGAUUAUGACUUUCGGCAUCUCUUUGAUGGCUAUGCAACGAUCGUUAAACUACAAUUUGAUGAUGGUCGACUAAUUGCAGGGCAUCGCCAGAUCGAAUCAGAUGCGUAUAAAGCUGCCAUGAAGAAUCAAAAGAUUUGUUAUCGUGAAUUCUCUGAAGUUCCCAAGGCUAAUAACUUUCUUGCCUAUGUUGGGGAGCUUGCAAGUCUUUUCUCUGGUGCAUCAUUGACCGAUAAUGCGAACACUGGGGUUGUGAAGCUUGGCGAUGGUCGAGUCAUUUGCCUUACAGAAACUCAAAAGGGGUCAAUAAUGAUCAACCCUACCACGUUAGAGACUGUGGGGAAGUUUGAGUAUAGCGAUUCACUUGGCGGUCUAAUUCACUCGGCUCAUCCAAUUGUUACAGAUUCUGAAUUCCUUACAUUGUUGCCAGAUCUUUUGAACCCGGGUUAUUUGGUGGUUCGUAUGGAACCGGGCUCAAAUGAGCGUAAGGUUAUCGGUCGGGUUAACUGCAAGGGCGGACCAGCCCCGGGUUGGGUCCACUCGUUUCCGGUUACGGAGAAUUACGUGGUGGUGCCGGAGAUGCCGUUGAGAUAUUGCGCUCAAAACUUGUUGAGGGCGGAGCCAACGCCGUUGUACAAGUUUGAGUGGCGGCCUGAGUCCAAAGCCUAUGUGCAUGUGAUGUGCAAAGCUAGUGGAAAAAUUGUAGCAUCUGUUGAAGUACCAUUAUACAUUACGUUUCAUUUCAUAAAUGCAUACGAGGAGAGGGACGAAAAGGGAAGGAUUACGGCCGUGAUAGCUGAUUGUUGUGAACAUAAUGCUAACCCGCUAAUCUUGGACCGACUUCGGCUUCAUAAUUUGCGUCGAUUCACUCCCAACGAUGCCCUUCCCGAUGCUAGGCUGGGAAGGUUCAGAAUACCACUGGAUGGGAGUGGAUAUGGGGAGCUGGAGGCAGCAUUGGACCCAGAAGAACAUGGCAGAGGGUUGGACAUGUGCAGCUUCAACCCUGCUUACUUGGGCAAGAAAUAUGGAUAUGCUUAUGCCUGUGGAGCCCAAAGACCCUGCAAUUUCCCCAACACCCUCACUAAGAUUGAUUUGGUGAAGAAGACAGCAAAGAAUUGGCACGAGACGGGCGCUAUACCUUCCGAGCCCUUCUUCGUGGCUCGACCUGGUGCAACAGAAGAAGAUGAUGGGGUGGUGAUCUCUAUGGUCAGUGGGGAAGAUGGAGAAGGGUAUGCUUUGCUACUAGAUGGAUCCACAUUUGAAGAGAUAGCCAGAGCAAAAUUUCCCUAUGGUCUUCCUUAUGGCCUACAUGGUUGCUGGAUCCCCAAGAAUUAGGAUCACUUCAAUAUCAAGUGUA
Cucurbita pepo subsp. pepo (vegetable marrow) is the source of this 1654-nucleotide messenger RNA. The record is from RefSeq and is a predicted model, not a curated record. NCBI's taxonomy places the organism in Eukaryota, Viridiplantae, Streptophyta, Magnoliopsida, Cucurbitales, Cucurbitaceae.